AGCACAGCGUAGAAAACAGUUAGUUUAUGUAUUAUUUCGUCUUGGUAUUUGUCCUGUUAUACAUAUUUCUCGGUUCGGUUCCCCCGGACGGGAUAGCUUUCUCUUUAGCGAUAAACCUGGCCUGUGAGUAGUGGUAGCGUUGGCUGGCACAACAAAAGUCCUCCCGUCUAGGUUUUGGUUACAAAUCAAACUUCCGACCGAAUCAAUUUUCCAUUCUGCUUCGUAUUGAAGUUGAAACAGUGAGGGAUUAUUAUGCCAACUUUCUCUUCUGCUUGGUGGUUGAGUCACUCGACAAACUUUUACCUGGCUUUUUUGGUCGUUAGUUUCCUCCUGGAAGUUGACGAAGGUUGAGGUGGCUUCGAUCUAAUAAAAAUUGAAUUAAAAAACGGAACCAGUGAUAGAUUUUUCAUAUGUAUUGAUCGUAAAUGUGUUGGGAAUGGGUUUUAAUUAGCAUAAGUGAAUUCAUAAUUUACUAAAGGUUUUAAUCAUCAAUUAAGAAAAUGUGACUCUUUUUCUCCACCCGGUGAAAGUUUUAAAGACAAUUUUACGUACGAGUUUGUUUGCUAUUAAGAUGGAAAAAUACGAACCCAUCGGCGUUGUGGGGGAAGGCAGCUAUGGAGUUGUGUUAAAAUGCAGACAUCGGGAAAGUGGAAAGUCUGUAGCAAUUAAGAAAUUUAUAGAUUCGGAAGACGAUCAAAAUGUGAGGAAGAUUGCUUUGAGGGAAAUCCGAGUUUUGCGGAAAUUACGCCACGAAAACCUGGUCAACCUGCUUGAAGUCUUCCGACGGAGGAAACACCUCUACCUCGUUUUUGAAUUUAUUGACCAUACACUCCUUGACGAAUUGGAAAGUAAAAGUAAAGGGCUCGAGGGCGAAGUUGCGAGGAAAUAUGUCUACCAAAUUCUGCGAGGGUUGGGAUUUUGUCAUGAUAAUAACAUAAUCCAUCGCGACGUGAAGCCUGAAAACGUGCUCGUGUCGAAGAAUGGAAUUGUGAAAUUAUGCGAUUUCGGAUUCGCCAGAAACUUAUGCGGUCCGGGGGAGCAGCUCACCGACUACGUGGCGACGAGGUGGUAUCGAGCCCCCGAACUGUUGGUGGGAGACGCCUCGUACGGAAAAGAGGUGGACAUCUGGGCAGUGGGUUGUCUUUUCGCAGAAAUGAUGACAGGAGAGCCAUUAUAUCCGGGUGACUCGGAUAUCGACCAGUUGUUUCUUAUUGCACAGUGUCUCGGUCGCUUGGCCCGACGCCACUUGUCCAUCAUGUCGAGAAACUCGGCUUUCCGUGGGUUUCAAUUUCCUCCUUCGCGUCACGGCUCGACCGCCUCGACCGAUUCGAUGAGCACGGCAGCCGCACGGCCCAAACUGGCCAAGCUGGAUUCGUCCUCAUCCUCGAGACACAGCAGUAACAGCAAAGGGGGCAAGGGGAGUGGUGCGCAUCGUCCCACCCAGGCGGAAAAAUCGGUAUUUUCGGACCUUUUUCCGACCUGGAAUGACGGAGAGGUCACUUUCCUCACGCUUUGUCUCGACCCAGAACCUUCUGGAAGACCGGGGUGCAAUGCUCUGCUAAGGUUGCCGUAUUUCACGCAUGAUAACUUUCCCUCCAGAUUUAUUAACGAACUGAACCAAAAGCUUCAACUCGAGGGACGCCACCCAAUCCCGGCCUACUCGACACGCAAAAAACGCAGCGUCUUAGGAACCCUUCAGCACGGUGCUAACGUUGUCCCCGGUCAUCACAACGUGUCUCACCUGACCAAGAAGAAUCCCGUGUAUCAGGGAAGACUUAACUUGGCCGAGACAAGUAAUGAACCACAACCAAUCACGACCAAAUAUUCCGACACUUUUCCUCCUACCACGGUGCAAAAAACACCACAACUUAUUGCGGCUGGAAAAUCAAAUCAAAUCGAUAACACGACUUCCUCCUCGCAACAACAACAACUCUAUAAAUUCAGCAAUUUGACGAGAGAUCAAACAUUUUUGGUGGAACGAGGUAAGGGAAGUCUCCCGAGAAAAAAUGGAGAAUUUUUCGUCACCAACCAGGAGACGAGGAUCCCUUCCUUGCUGAGUAGAAAGUAUUCGGAUGACUCCCUCCAAAAUAAGAACAACGGAUCCUUGUUCCUCAAUUCUACUUCAAAAUCCACCCCAAACAUAGUCACGGAAGGAAAUUCCAGUAAUCCACAAGGACACAAGGAGAUGAAAAGGUUCUCAAUUCCGCAACAGCAGCAGCAAUCCCAAACCAAUAAUUCUUUCACUCAAGGGGUAACCCAACCUAGGAAAUUUUCGUAUUCUUUCCCACCCCCCGACAGCAACGGGAAAGAACAGCAGCAGCAGCAUCAUAAUUCGUACAUGAAAGAGUUUGAUAAUGAAAAUAGCGGUGGAAUUGGAACCAAACUAUUUCAGCCCCUCCCCGUAACUACGUUAACCUUCAGUCUGAACGGGGGUGGCGUGGGGGGUGGUUAUCAUAACCAUCCUUAUUCCCUCUCAGUGGCGACGACGAGCAAUUCAAAAUCUCCAAAUCCCCCCUACCUCAAUGUGACUAGUCAACAGAUCCUGAAACGGACGCCGAGUCCGACGCAUCAUCAAAAUAGUAACGGUGCUUCUACUCGAAUAUUGAAGAAUAGCGAAUUUGGGAAUAAUACAAACUCCAACUACUUUCCACACACCCACUUUUCCACGAAUAAUAUGAACGGGAAUUCCAACGGGGGUCGAUAUCCGGUCAGCUUUUAUCAAGCAAAUAAUAGUAAUAAUGGGAACAACAAUUUCGCCAAUAAUGCGAAAUCCCUGCCCGCCACGGUAUUUGGGUCGUCGAUGAUUUUAAAGAAUCAUACCGACUUUGGUGGUGGUGGAAAUAGUGGGGGAGAAACUUCGUCCUUCCUGCCACGCAUGCCGGGGAAGACUUUCACCGGAUCGGGAGGCAGUGUUAAGGAGGAGGAGGGACCGUCAAGUUACUCAAAAGCUGGGACUAAUUCGCUCCCCCGAAGAAGAGAAAGUAUGACGAAUAGCAGAAUGUUAUGGGGCGAACAACAGGAAUUAGGAUCUCCUCCAGGGAAAAGUAGCGGAGUCACCUUGCUGUCCAACAUUAAGGGGGUCACCUCAACCAAAUUAAGCAAUGGGAGCGGAGAUCACAUUCUGUUGACGACGUCGACGACGACGAACAACAAUCCCAGACAUUUUAGCACGUAUGGGACGCAGCUAUAUUAGAAAUUGAUUCCAGGAAUCGAUAAAUCGAUUUUUUUCUCAGUUUAUUUAUUCUUAAGGAGUUUGGUACAUACAUAUUUAUCGACUUAAUAUUUAAUAAACCAAUUAUUACAAAUUUUUUGAUCACCACCAUUGAUGCUUCAAUCGUUUAAAUAUAUGCUAUAACUCAAGUUAAGUAAUCACUUAAUUAAUUUUCACGGCGAGUCAUUAUGGAAAAUUUUUCGGAAAAUGGUUCCCUAGAAUUGUUGAGAUGAAGAUGAUGAUGAGGCGGAUGCGUUACUUGUCGUAUUUUUGUAGUCCCUCUUGUUCUGGAGGUACCAAACUAUGUGCCGUUUC
This is a messenger RNA of Folsomia candida, 3526 nucleotides long. RefSeq names its product cyclin-dependent kinase-like 2. Gene Ontology annotation, biological process: protein phosphorylation. The coding region runs from base 572 to 3193 and encodes 873 amino acids. Lineage: Eukaryota; Metazoa; Arthropoda; Collembola; Entomobryomorpha; Isotomidae. Gene Ontology annotation, cellular component: nucleus. Gene Ontology annotation, molecular function: ATP binding; cyclin-dependent protein serine/threonine kinase activity. The transcript has 8 exons. The record is from RefSeq and is a predicted model, not a curated record.